GAAGGGUAUAAAUAGGAGCGGAGAUGACCAGACUCAUCAGAUAUGGACCAAGAGUCUAACAAGAGAAGAAAUCCAGAAAUAAAGAGAAGACAUCUUAGAAGAACUCGAGGUUGACGAACAAGACAUCAGAAACGAACCAAGAAGGAACAGAGACAUUAAGAUCGCUAUCAUACCUCAAGAAAUCAGUUAAUCGCUGACACAACUGCAACUUUAGCACUUUUCUAUCAAGACACUCCCUAAGAACUCACCGAGAUGAAACUUGUACUUUUACUGACAGUCCUGGCUGUCAUAGCUCAGAGUAUAUUCGCAGCCCCAACCACUCAGAAAGAAGUUCCUGAGGAGAUGCCUCCUCCUAAGAAACCGCAGGACAGCGUCCCACAACAUCACGAACCCAUCGAUGAGGAUCCGACUCCUGGGGCCUUUCAAGGAGACAUGAUGUUAACAGUAGAUCAACUGAGACAAAUCGAAGAGGCUAUCGAUGAUCAGAAGGCUGGUCGUAAGAAGAGAAAAGCUGUCAUCAAUGAGAAUGCUCGUUGGCCCUCCAACAUCGUUCCUUAUGAAAUCUCGCCAUCUUCAAGUGGUGAUAGCCAGGUGAUUCGUGCAGCCAUGGACCACUGGGAACAACAUACAUGUUUGAGAUUCGAACCACGAACUUCCUCACAUGCCAGUGACCUAGACCAUAACACAUAUCUUUCAUUCAUCAAGGGUGGUGGUUGCUGGUCCUUUGUAGGAAGGGUCUUUAAUGGCGAACAACAGAUAUCCAUCGGAUCAGGAUGUGAAUACCUUGGUAUAGUCGCUCACGAGAUCGGACACGCCAUCGGGUUCCAUCACGAACAAUCUCGACCAGACAGAGACGACUACAUCAAUGUCCACUUUGAAAACAUCCAAUCUGGCUUGGAAGGCAACUUCCAAAAGUAUGACUGGAAUUCUGUGACGACACGCAACGUCGAGUACGACAUCGGCUCCGUCAUGCACUAUGGCUCACAUGGAUUCUCAAGAAAUGGUCUUCCAACCAUCACCACCAUCGAUCCUCUUCAGAUGCAUCUCCUUGGUAACCGAGCUGGUCUUAGUAACGCCGACAUCACCCUAGCAAACCUCAUCUACGAGUGCGACAAUGAAUGUUCGGACUCUGAGCAAUGUCAGAACGGAGGAUACCAUGAUACUAACUGUAUCUGUGUAUGUCCUCCAGGUUACAGCGGUGACUUGUGUCAGGAUGGAAGUGGACCUACCACUACACCACCAUGUUACCAAAGAUUGACGGAUACACAGGGAGAGAUUACGUCACCAAACUACCCCAGUAACUAUGACAACGACCAGGAAUGCAUGUACCUUAUUGAGGGAGUUGCAGGAAGUACGAUUGAACUGACAUUCGUCGACAUGGACAUCGAAAACGAGAACCUCUGUCGCUACGACUCCGUCGAGGUUCGCAAAGACGAUAUCAACGCCAUCGGAGAGAAGUUCUGUGGAAGCACCUUACCUCCUGUCCAGAUCUCUAGUAGCAACCAGAUGUUGGUUUCUUUCACAUCUGAUUACAGCAUCACUGGGCGUGGUUUCAAAGCUACUUACGUCAUCCAGGGUGUUCCUACGACUGAGGCACCAACUACCACCCCUGAAACAACUACUAAUCCUCCUGUAGUCGGAACAUGUGGAGGAAGCUUUGAUGACAACCAAGGUUCAUUAGCAUCACCAAACUAUCCCGAAAAUUACAGUUGUAAUCUUCGGUGUGUCUACGUGAUCGAAGUGGAGGCUGAUCGUCGGGUUGAGCUGACAUUCGCAGAUUUCUCGCUGGAGAAUCAGAGUACCUGCCGAUGGGACGCACUGGAGAUCGAUCUCGGAGAUGGUGUCAAAGUUCCUAUGAAGAUGUGUGGAAGUGAGUAUCCAGCCGCUUCUCUGGUGUCAAUCGGUAACAGGAUGGAACUGACACUGAAUACAGAUGGAUCUGUCACCGAUCGGGGCUUUUUGGCGAGAUAUCGCGCAAUUGAACUGUAAGACUAUACCUUGCCUGUAAACAAGAAACAAGAAAGUUGUACUGCAUUGACAUUAAUAAUGUUGGCCAUCCAAGACUAGACAUCUCCUAAAGGCGACAUGAACGUUAAGAUUUUCCCUUGAUUUUGAAGAUGUUAAAGUUGGUGUGACGGUUGCAUGACAUUUGCUCCGACGACAAUUGCUCCGAAGGAAAAUCUGCACAUUAAGUCAAACAUAAAACCUUACUUUUAAAACUACAUGUAAAUAAACCCUAAUCAUUAUCUUUACAUUAUUCUGAACCAAAAAAGACUAUCACAAUCCUAGCUCUAACCCUAUACCCUCUGAGAUAUUCAUACCGGAGCAAUUGUCACAGGAACAAAUGUCGUGUCAACGGUGUGACACCGAGUGAGGUAUACAUCUAAAGGUGACCGCACACCUUGCGAUCGGUCUGCGACCCGAUUUUGGAAUAACACGUAGUAUAAUUUGAUGCUAAUAUUGAGACAUGGAAUAUCUUACUGUGUAAUGUUCGAAAUCGUUGUACGAUUACAUAUGUUCAAAUCUGUGAAUAUGCUAUCAUCCUUCUUAGAAUAAAAACAAAUUUAAUAUCUAGUCGCAAUGACGUCAUAGCAGUCGUACGAUUGGCUACGAUUUGAAACUAAAUUGGCCUUUACUCCAAAAUAAAGGCUUGCAAUCUUUCAAAAUGAUUAUAAUAGUAUUCUUUCAAUUAAUUUCAAUUGUAAUGAAAUGAUAUGUUCCAUUCAUAUUCUCAGAAAAUUAGCAAAAUGCGAUUUGUUCCAAAAUCGGAUCGCGAGCAGUCGUAAGGUGUGCGGUGGCCUUAACAGAGUUAUAAGUCUUUCCUGUGUAUCAUCACGAAUCAAGAAAAUUACGCAGUAAAGAAAAAAAUGAUGAAUGCUAAAAUCAUAGCCAAACAACUUUGCAUUAUGUCUACAAGCGUGACAAGUUUAACUUUUAAAUACGCGAUAAAUAUUCAACAUUUUUUACUCUUUGUUUUGUUCAAUACAAAGGAAUUUGGUGCUUGAUAUUUCCCUCUAUUGUUGUAUUUAAAUUCUCCUUCAUAUUUUUUAUAAUAAUAGCAAAGCCAAUGAUAUGUUGCAAUAAAAUGCCAAAAAUGAUAUACUGUAUUAUUAAUAAGAAACAUAAACCGGCUGGUACGGCGGGAAAAGAUACAGAUGAAAUAUUGAUACCUUUUAUCUAUUUAUAUUUUUAUCAUGCGCAUAUUAACUUAUAUGUUAUAUAUUUGCAAUAUACUUGUAACUCAUAAGUAUAGUCAUACCACUGCUAUGAUUAUUAGAAAGUUAUUAUACUUAUUACAUAUACAACAUAUCGGAUAUUUUUCGUUUUUUUUAUUUUAGAAUUAUUUUAAUUGUAUGAAUUCACUUCCACAAUGUUUUGAUAAACAUAAAGGUUAAUGUGAAUAAUACGACGGCUAGCUAAGCACUUCUGUCAUUUCGACAUGCGACCAUUAAACAGGAACAAAAGUAUUUAUAUAAUUCGAACGUCUAAAAAUAAAAUUUUAAUGCGCUGUAAUUUGCCAAUCAAAGGAGGAUUGACUAAAAUGACCUAAUUUUAAUCAUAAUUAGGUCAUUUUGUGUUUGACGCAUCUCCGAAAAGUGCUCAAAAUUGACCACACAUCUGGAAUGUUUUCUAAUUUUUGUCGGACACAGUCAUAUUCACCACUACAUUGAUAACGUUUAGGAUAUUAUUUAUUUAUGAUAAAGUAAGAUGAUCUUUGUUGUUGUAAAUGAUGAUGUGUUUUCCGUCUGGUACGGCUGGAUAAGACACGCAUAAAAUAAAAUACUUAUAUUAUCAAAA
Messenger RNA from Lytechinus pictus (painted urchin), 3798 nucleotides. RefSeq names its product blastula protease 10-like. Gene Ontology annotation, biological process: proteolysis. The transcript is spliced from 7 exons. The record is from RefSeq and is a predicted model, not a curated record. The coding region runs from base 253 to 1989 and encodes 578 amino acids. Gene Ontology annotation, molecular function: zinc ion binding; metalloendopeptidase activity. Lineage: Eukaryota; Metazoa; Echinodermata; Echinoidea; Temnopleuroida; Toxopneustidae.